This is a messenger RNA of Hydra vulgaris (swiftwater hydra), 1655 nucleotides long. Its product is annotated as chitin deacetylase 7. Gene Ontology annotation, molecular function: hydrolase activity, acting on carbon-nitrogen (but not peptide) bonds. Lineage: Eukaryota; Metazoa; Cnidaria; Hydrozoa; Anthoathecata; Hydridae. Gene Ontology annotation, biological process: carbohydrate metabolic process. The record is from RefSeq and is a predicted model, not a curated record.
GAAGAUCUGCAAAUGGAGAUUUUAACACAAAAAAAUACUAUUCAGCAAGAAAUUGGAACAACCACACUUGGUUGGAGAACUCCGUUUCUUGCAAGCCAAGAAAACACGUUUAAAGUGUUAGCUGAAAACCAGUUUUUGUAUGACAGUUCGUUGGUAACCUUUCCGGGUACACGAUGGUGGCCAUAUACGUUGGACUACUUGCCUUCUUUGCCAUGCUACAUGACAAACUGUCCAAAAGAUGCGUAUCCUGGAUUAUGGGAAAUUCCGUUGGUUACAUUGCAAUGCGACGAAUCAGCUACAACAUUCGCCUCAAUGCUCGAUGAAUGUACAAAUUUAGAUACAGAAGAAAGCACGUAUAACAUGUUAAUGAUCAAUUUUAAGCUUCACUACGAAGAUAGUAAGCAACCGUUCCCCAUGUUUGGCCAUUCAACUUGGUUUGAUAAUGCACCUUACCGUAAAGAUGCUGUCAUAAGGUUUAUGAACGAUGUUCGAAAGUUCAACGACGUUUACUUUGUUACUGCCCAACAGGCAAUUCAAUGGAUAAAGUCGCCGGUCGGUAUCGAUGAAAUGCCGUUUUCAUGUGAUCGUUUAAAAAAAAAUCAAAUAGAAAAUGUGUUAGUUAACAGUGUUCAGCUACAAAUUUCUCCAAACGAAUCCGUAAUGACAAAAACUUUUACUGCUCCGUCUAAAGCCGAAUUAAUCUUGACGAACUUAGUUUUACCAGAGUCACUUCAACCAGCAUCAAGUUGCAAUGUUGCCAACUGUAUUUUACCUUCAUGUAGAUGCGCGGGAACAGAUAUACCUGGCGGAUUGUCAAAAGUUAACACCCCGCAAAUGAUCUUAUUAACUAUGGAUGACGGGGUUACAUCAGAAAACUACCAACUUUACAGUGAGUUACUAAGCGGCAUGACUAACUUUAAUGGCUGUCCAAUCAAAGCCACGUUUUUUGUAUCUGGUGAUAAUACCGACUAUGCUUACGUCAAGAAAUUGCAACAGAGCGGUCAUGAAAUAGCAGAUCAUUCGAUGACUCACAAGUUUCCUAUUGAUUGGUGGAGUAAAUCAGCUUUAGAAGAUCUGCAAAUGGAGAUUUUAACACAAAAAAAUACUAUUCAGCAAGAAAUUGGAACAACCACACUUGGAUGGAGAACUCCGUUUCUUGCCAGCCAAGAAAACACGUUUAAAGUGUUAGCUGAAAACCAGUUUUUGUAUGACAGUUCGUUGGUAACCUUUCCGGGUACACGAUGGUGGCCAUAUACGUUGGACUACUUGCCUUCUUUGCCAUGUUACAUGACAAACUGUCCAAAAGAUGCGUAUCCUGGAUUAUGGGAAAUUCCGUUGGUUACAUUGCAAUGCGACGAAUCAGCUACAUCGUUCGCUUCUAUGCUCGAUGAAUGUACAAAUUUAGAUACAGAAGAAAGCACCUAUAACAUGUUAAUGAUUAAUUUUAGGCUUCACUACGAAGAUAGCAAGCAACCGUUCCCCAUGUUUGGCCAUUCAACUUGGUUUGAUAAUGCACCUUACCGUAAAGAUGCUGUCAUAAGGUUCAUGAACGAUGUUCGAAAGUUCAACGACGUUUACUUUGUUACUGCCCAACAGGCAAUUCAAUGGAUAAAGUCGCCAGUUGGUAUUGAUGAAAUGCCGUUUUCAUGUGACCG